AUGUCCGAUUCACAACAAUCGAUUACUGUUCUAGAAGAGCUUUUCAAAAAGUUGGAAAUCGCCACAUCUGAGACAAGAGACGGCAUUUCGUCAGAGCUUUCCUCGUUUCUAAACGGGAAUAUCAUCGAGCAUGACGUCCCAGAAGUUUUUUUUGAAAAAUUCCAAAAAGCUAUCCAAAGUAAACAAAAGGCGCUCAAUACGUUGAGUGCUAUUGCUUAUAUAGCAAAUGAAACGAACCUAUCACCCUCUGUUGAGCCAUACAUAGUUGCUACGGUUCCUUCUGUUUGCACUAAAGCGGGUAGUAAGGACAAUGACGUUCAACUUGUCGCAACAAAGGCCCUGAAGGCCAUUGCUAGCGCUGUUAACCCAGUUGCCGUUAAAGCGUUCUUGCCUCAUUUGAUUCAUGCCCUGGAAACCACCAAUAAGUGGAAAGAAAAAGUCGCUGUCCUCGAAGUAAUUUCGACGUUGGUAGAUGCCGCCAAAGAACAGAUUGCCCUAAGAAUGCCCGAACUAAUUCCGGUUCUUUCUGAAUCGAUGUGGGACACCAAGAAAGAAGUUAAGGAAACUGCAACGGCAACUAUCACAAAGGCCACUGAAACUGUUGAUAAUAAGGAUAUCGAGAGAUUUAUUCCAAAAUUGAUCGAAUGUAUAGCAAACCCAAAUGAAGUGCCUGAAACUGUUCACUUGUUGGGUGCAACCACUUUUGUUGCUGAAGUGACUCCAGCAACUUUGUCUAUUAUGGUUCCCCUAUUGGGCAGAGGGUUAGCGGAGAGGGAAACUUCUAUAAAACGUAAAUCAGCCGUUAUUAUUGAUAAUAUGUGUAAAUUGGUUGAAGACCCCCAAGUUGUUGCCCCCUUUUUGGGAAAACUACUGCCAGGGCUGAAAAACAAUUUUGCUACCAUUGCUGAUCCUGAGGCUCGAGAAGUUACUCUAAGGGCUUUGAAAACCUUGAGGCGCGUGGGUAAUGUUGAGGAAGAUGAUGUGCUACCGGAAAUAUCACAUGCUGGCGAUGUCUCCACAACAUUAGGCGUAAUUAUGGAAUUACUGAAGCAUGAAAAAGUUGCCCCAAGAUUCAUCAUUGUUGUUGAAUAUAUAGCUGCCAUUGCCGCAAAUUUGAUUGACGAAAGGAUUAUUGAUCAGCAGACGUGGUUCACACAUGUUACACCUUAUAUGACUAUAUUCUUGCAUGAAAAAACAGCCAAGGAAAUACUAGACGAAUUCAGAAAAAGAGCCGUAGAUAACAUUCCAAUCGGACCAAAUUUUCAAGAUGAAGAGGAUGAAGGUGAAGAUUUAUGUAAUUGUGAAUUCUCCUUGGCAUAUGGUGCUAAGAUCUUACUGAACAAAACUCAGUUGAGGUUAAAGAGAAGUAGAAGAUACGGUCUAUGUGGUCCAAACGGUGCUGGAAAAUCCACUUUAAUGCGUUCUAUUGCUAACGGCCAGGUUGACGGAUUUCCCUCUCAAGAUGAAUGUCGUACUGUUUAUGUGGAACACGAUAUCGAUAAUACUCAUUCUGAAAUGUCCGUUUUGGAUUUUGUAUACGCUGGUGAUGUAGGGACCAAGGAUGUCAUCAUCUCGAAACUAAAGGAGUUUGGGUUCAGCGCUGAAAUGAUAAAAAUGCCAAUUGCAUCUUUAUCCGGAGGUUGGAAAAUGAAAUUAGCUUUGGCAAGAGCUGUGCUGAGAAAUGCCGACAUUCUACUACUGGAUGAACCAACAAACCAUUUGGACACUGUUAAUGUGCAAUGGCUAGUGAAUUAUUUAAACAAUUGCGGAAUUACGUCAGUGAUUGUUUCUCAUGAUUCUGGCUUCCUGGAUAAAGUUUGUCAAUAUAUCAUACACUAUGAAGGUCUUAAAUUAAGAAAGUACAAGGGUAAUUUAUCAGAAUUUGUUUUAAAAUGUCCUACAGCACAAUCGUACUAUGAAUUGGGUGCUUCUGACCUAGAAUUUCAAUUUCCAACUCCCGGUUAUCUAGAAGGUGUCAAAACAAAGCAAAAGGCAAUUGUUAAAGUAAGCAAUAUGACCUUCCAAUACCCGGGGACAACUCAACCACAAGUUUCGGAUGUUACUUUUCAAUGUUCUCUAUCUUCGAGAAUUGCGGUUAUUGGACCUAAUGGGGCUGGUAAGUCUACUUUAAUCAAUGUUCUUACUGGUGAACUCUUACCAACAAGUGGUGAAGUAUAUACACACGAAAAUUGUCGUAUCGCUUAUAUUAAGCAGCACGCUUUUGCACAUAUUGAAUCGCAUCUGGAUAAAACCCCAUCAGAAUAUAUUCAAUGGAGAUUCCAAACCGGUGAAGAUAGGGAGACGAUGGAUAGAGCUAAUAGGCAAAUAAAUGAAAACGACGCAGAAGCUAUGAAUAGAAUCUUCAAAAUUGAGGGGACCCCAAGAAGAGUUGCAGGAAUUCAUUCAAGAAGAAAAUUCAAGAACACGUAUGAGUACGAGUGCUCGUUUUUGUUGGGUGAAAACAUCGGUAUGAAAUCUGAGAGAUGGGUUCCGAUGAUGUCCGUCGACAAUACUUGGUUACCAAGAGGCGAAUUGGUGGAAUCCCAUUCCAAAAUGGUUGCUGAAGUUGAUAUGAAAGAAGCCCUUGCAUCUGGUCAGUUUAGGGCUUUAACUAGAAAAGAGAUUGAGUCACAUUGUGCUAUGUUAGGUUUGGAUGCCGAAUUAGUUUCCCAUUCUAGAAUUAGAGGCUUGUCAGGUGGACAAAAGGUUAAACUAGUACUUGCUGCUUGUACAUGGCAAAGACCACAUUUGAUUGUUUUAGAUGAGCCUACCAAUUAUUUGGACAGAGAUUCAUUAGGUGCUCUUUCAAAAGCUUUGAAAGCUUUUGAAGGUGGUGUUAUUAUCAUAACGCAUUCGGCGGAAUUUACCAAGAAUUUAACUGAUGAAGUUUGGGCAGUUAAGGAUGGUAAGAUGACACCCUCAGGUCAUAACUGGGUCGCAGGACAAGGCGCUGGCACAAGGAUUGAGAAAAAAGAGGAAGAGGGUGAUAAAUUUGAUGCGAUGGGCAACAAAAUUAAUAGUGGAAAGAAGAAAAGUAAGCUUUCUUCUGCAGAAUUGAGAAAGAAGAAGAAGGAAAGAAUGAAGAAAAAGAAGGAAAUGGGUGAUGAAUACGUUUCAUCUGAUGAAGGCAUUUGA
Molecule: messenger RNA, 3135 nt
Organism: Saccharomyces mikatae IFO 1815
Lineage: Eukaryota; Fungi; Ascomycota; Saccharomycetes; Saccharomycetales; Saccharomycetaceae
Gene: HEF3
Product: translation elongation factor EF-3
Exons: 1
Coding region: 1-3135 (1044 amino acids)
Molecular function (GO): ATP hydrolysis activity; ATP binding; translation elongation factor activity
Source: RefSeq, a predicted model, not a curated record